Molecule: messenger RNA, 1311 nt
Organism: Capsaspora owczarzaki ATCC 30864
Lineage: Eukaryota; Filasterea; Ministeriida; Capsasporidae
Product: ataxin-3
Exons: 7
Coding region: 1-1311 (436 amino acids)
Biological process (GO): protein deubiquitination
Cellular component (GO): nucleus
Molecular function (GO): cysteine-type deubiquitinase activity
Source: RefSeq, a predicted model, not a curated record
AUGGCCUUGUCUGCUGCCGAAGUCGUGUUCCACGAACAGCAACAAGGAGCCCUGUGUGCCCAGCACUGCCUCAAUGCCAUGCUGCAAGGGUCGUACUUUUCAGCUGUCGAUCUGGCAGAUAUUGCGAGACAGCUGGACGCAGCAGAGCUCAGCGCCAUGGCGGAAGGCGGCUACUCGCGCGAGCUCGCCAAGUUUGCGCGCCAAGGCAGCUCGAACAUGGACGACUCGGGCUUCUUUUCAAUCCAAGUCAUCACCCAGGCUCUGAAUGUCUGGGGAAUCAAAUGUGUGCCAUUCAUGAGCGAAGACGCCGUGGAUGCGCGUCGAGAUCCAACACACGAACAGGGAUUUAUCUGCAAUCGCCGUCAACAUUGGUUUUCGAUUCGGAGGUUUGGUCCACACUGGGCGAACUUGGACUCGACCCUGAAGGGCCCAAAUUUCAUCACUGGCACUUAUUUGACGCUGUUUUUGAACCAACUGCAGAGCGACGGCUACUCGAUCUUUGUCAUCCGAGGCAACCUUCCACCUUCUGCUGCUGACGCUGUGCUUUCGCAAUUGCCGGCUUCGCAAAUCCCCAACUCGGGCGCUCGCACUUCAGGACCAGCAGCUCCAUCUGCGGCGCCCAGAGGCAACAUUCACACCUUGUCCAGCCUCAGUGCGUCCAGAUCGUCGUCGCCAGCGCAGAGCGGACAGACCAUCGCCAAGCAUAACUCUUCCGGCACCUCUGGCCUCGAUUCUGUGCACCUCGAUCCCGAGACCAUUCAAUCCCUGGCAGCCGGUGUUAAGAAUGCCAAUCAACCCGCCGCGCCUGCACGGCCAGUCGACAUGGAUGAAAUGCGUGCCAAGCGAUUGCAGCGAUUUGGAAACAGCAAUGCCGGAAAUAGAAUGCCGCCGCUGGUGUCCAACAAGAGCGAUGAGACGGCUGCGGUGGCGGCGUCGCGUCCAAUUGAGGACGGCGCUCCGACUCCGCCCGCAUCGCCCGCCACAGCCACCGCGCACAAGCCGACCGACCCGGCCUUUUACUCGAUGGACACCCACACCGAGCAGCCGCAGCAUGAGCACGAGCACAAGCCGAGUUGUGCGUCGUCGUCAUCCACCGCGCUGUCGUCGGCGUCGGUGCAGGGCGCGUGGCGUCCGAUUCUGAUGACCGACGCGGACGCAGCAGCCCCGUCCACCACCACCACCACGACUGCCGCAGUGCUGCACAGACGCUACCUCAUGUACCGCGAGCACUCUGCCAAGUGUCGGCAGCAGCUCGAUGCCGCGGGCGUGGUGACUGGCGCGGACUAUUGGGAAGUCGCCGUGCGCAGGUAG